Fibroporia radiculosa is the source of this 984-nucleotide messenger RNA. RefSeq lists its product as uncharacterized. Gene Ontology annotation, cellular component: mitochondrion. Gene Ontology annotation, biological process: folate import into mitochondrion; nucleotide transport. The transcript has 7 exons. The record is from RefSeq and is a predicted model, not a curated record. The coding region runs from base 1 to 984 and encodes 327 amino acids. Lineage: Eukaryota; Fungi; Basidiomycota; Agaricomycetes; Polyporales; Fibroporiaceae. Gene Ontology annotation, molecular function: FAD transmembrane transporter activity; folic acid transmembrane transporter activity.
AUGUUCCAGCAGACUCCCAGCUUCUUCCCGACACCGGCUAUUGACCAUGCGUUCGCCGGCUUGGGCGCUGGUGUUGUCGCGGUGCUCUGUAUGCACCCUCUCGAUCUCCUCAAGGUGAAGUUUCAAGUCGCCACAGAUAAACCAAAAGGAGGCAUCGGAAUGCAGAUAUGGCACACUCUCAGAGACAUCAAAGACCAGCAAGGGUGGAGAGGCUUGUAUAGAGGCCUCGCCCCCAAUAUUGCAGGGAACGCAACCAGUUGGGGUUUCUACUUCCUCUUCUAUAAUAUGCUCAAAAACCGCGCAGCGGGAGGUGAUCCGAACUACCAGUUGUCCCCGGGUUCUUAUCUUUUAUGUUCUGCGGAAGCGAGUGCUGUCACUGCCAUCAUGACGAAUCCAAUAUGGGUCGUGAAAGUCCGGAUGUUCACGACGCGCGCAGGCAGCCCAGAAUCGUACCAGGGUCUUUGGCACGGCCUGUCUUCUAUAUAUCACAAAGAAGGCGCAUACGGCCUAUAUCGCGGAACUUCUUUGGCACUUUUCGGUGUAAGCAAUGGAGCAAUUCAGUUCAUGGCUUACGAAGAAAUGAAGCGAUGGGGGUUUGAGCGAAAACGGCGCCAGUAUACCAAGGCAGGCAUCGAAUAUACGGCAAGAGAUGAUAAAUUGUCAAAUACAGCAUAUACCAUAAUGUCUGGUGCAAGUAAAUUGACAGCUCUUACCCUGACCUAUCCUUAUCAAGUUGUACGAUCUCGUAUCCAAAACAACGCAACGAUCCACCUAUACCCUUCAAUUCCAGCCUGUAUUAAGCGUACCUGGAGGGAAGAGGGCUUCCGCGGUUUCUAUCGGGGGUUGGGCACAAAUCUCGUGCGUGUCCUCCCAGGAACGUGUGUCACAUUUGUGGUCUACGAAAAUCUCGCGUGGCUCCUCCGCACGUCGGCAUUGCGUCGAGAACAACGUCGACGAGAUGAUGAGCAGGCAAAUCUCAGCUAA